CUUUACUAUGAAAGGAAGUUGGUAGUAGAAGCCUCAUUUGUAGAUACCAAAAAUAGUCUCAAACAAACCUUAAUCCAGAUUCACAGUCUUCAUUGUGGAAAUAAAAUAAACAGAAAGCAUGCAUUUAAAAAAACAGCAAGCCAAUCCUGACCUCCAAGAAGACGAGUUUGAGCUGAAGGACACGAAUCCCCAGCUUGGAGGAAGAGGGUGGAUGAACAGAGAAAGAUAUACCACCAGCAGAUAUGAUCUUGUGGAGCAGAUGUUUUACCUCUAUGUCAGAAUUGUCAAAGCCAAGAUUCUUGCCACCACAACUAUCACUUGCCCUGAGCCUUGUUGUGUGGAAGUGAAGCUGCUGAACUAUGUAGGAAAGACAAGGUACGCCGAGGAUCAAGAAUGGAAUCAGGUGCUUGCUUUCUCUAGAGAUGCGAUCAAAUCGUCAAUUCUUGAAGUUUUUGUCAAGGGGAGAAAAGAAGACUAUCUAGGGAAAAUGGUGUUUGACUUGAACGAAAUCCCAACAAGAAUCCCACCAGACAGUCCUCUGGCUCCUCAAUGGUACAAUCUAAAUGACCUCUACGGCAAACCCAAUGGAAGCAUCAUCAUGCUUGCUGUUUGGAUGGGGACACAAGCGGAUGACGUGUUUUCAGAAGCAUGGCAUUCAGAUGCUGCGUUUGUUAGUGGGGAAGGAGUGGUUAAUGUGAGGUCCAAAGUUUAUGUCUCUCCAAAACUUUGGUACUUAAGAGUAAAUAUAAUUGAAGUCCAGGACAUCAUUGGCAAUGGCAGAGACCGUGACCAUCAGCUUCGUGUCAAAGGGCAAGUGAGAAACCAGGUACAAAGAACUACCAUAUCGCGUGCUGGUCAAAAUCCACAAAUGUGGAAGGAAGACCUGGUGUUUGUAGCAGCAGAGCCAUUUGAGGAGGAGCUAGUGAUUACUAUUGAAUACCAGAACGAGGAGCUUGGAACAAUAGCUCUUCCUCUAUCCACAUUUGAAAGGAGGAUAGACCACCGGCCUGUCCAAUCUCAUUGGUUCAAUCUCAUGAAGCUUGGCUGUGAAUCCUCGGAGCCCUGCAUGAAAAAAGAGCCAGCAUUUUCAGGAAAAGUGCACCUAAAAAUCUGCCUUGAAGGCGGGUACCAUGUAUUAGACGAAUCAAGAAUGUACAUGAGUGAUCAGAGGCCAACUGCUCGACAGCUCUGGAAUCCACCAGUUGGGAUAUUGGAAGUUGGGAUAUUAGGGGCACACAAGCUUUUUCCAAUGAAGACAAAGGAUGGACGGGGGCGCACAGAUGCAUAUUGUGUAGCCCGGUAUGGUCAGAAAUGGGUAAGAACCAGGACAAUUCUUGACACAUUUGACCCCAUAUGGAACGAGCAGUACACAUGGGAAGUCUAUGAUCCUUGCACAGUCAUAACACUAGGAGUGUUUGACAACCACCAUUUGAGCGGAAGUGGGAAGACCACAGCAGCCCUACGUGACCUUGAGAUUGGGAAGGUGAGAAUUAGGUUGUCAGCUCUGGAAUCCCACAAAAUCUACAGCCAUUCUUACCCACUCGUAGUUCUUCAACCUACUGGGGUGAAGAAAAUGGGAGAAGUCCACUUGGCAGUGCGGUUCAGAAGCCUCUCUUUGGCCAACAUGGUCUCCGUAUACGGACACCCUUUGCUGCCCAAAAUGCAUUACCUCCAUCCCUUAACAGUCAACCAACAAGAGAUCUUGAGGUGCCAUGCUAUGAGCAUCGUGGCAUCAAGGCUAGGCAGAGCCGAACCUCCACUCAGAAAAGAAGUGGUUGAGUGCAUGUUGGACUUCAGGUCCAGCUUGUGGAGCAUGAGAAGAAGCAAGACUGCCUUUUUAAGGAUCAUGUCCCUCGUCUCGGGCAUACUGUCCUUAAACAAAUGGUUUCGCGACGUAUGCCACUGGAAGAACACAGUCACCACGACUCUGGUUCACAUCCUGUUCCUGAUAUUGGUUUGGUGCCCAGAGCUAAUACUUCCCACAUUUUUCAUCUACAUGUUCUUUAUAGGACUGUGGAACUACAGGUCCCGGCCGAGACACCCUCCACAUAUGGACACUAGACUUUCAUGUCCAGAAACAAUGAGUCCGGAUGAGCUUGAAGAGGAGUUUGACACAGUCCCCACGACAAGCGAGCAAGAAAAAGUCCGGGUUAGGUAUGAUAGGAUAAGGCAUUUGGGAUGUAGGGUUCAGGGGAUGGCGGGAGAUAUAGCUACACAGGGGGAGAGGAUUCAGUCGGUUUUGAGCUGGAGAGAUCCAAGAGCAACCAGUAUGUUCAUUGUGUUCUGUCUUCUUGCUGCCGCUGUGCUUUAUGCAAUUCCUUUCAAAGCCAUUGCUUUGGUUUAUGGGCUUUACAUCCUCAGACAUCCCCGGUUUCGCAGCAACUUGCCCGGUGUAGCAAGUAACUUCUUCGAGCGCUUGCCAGCUCGCACAGAUUGCCUCAUGUAAUAGUAAAUUAAUAACAAUACUCACACAUCAAGAAUCAUAUGAUCAUCUUCCAGCGGAAGUAUUUACCAAUUACCAGUACCCACACAUCUUCCUCGUAUUGAUUUUUUUGCCCUCUUAGUCAAAAAAUUAGGUUAUGUGUG
This is a messenger RNA of Cuscuta campestris, 2586 nucleotides long. The record is from the annotation of a GenBank genome assembly. NCBI's taxonomy places the organism in Eukaryota, Viridiplantae, Streptophyta, Magnoliopsida, Solanales, Convolvulaceae.